AUGACAGCAUUUUCUAGAUGUAACAAAAUGUUAGCGGAUGCGGAUAAGAUGAGUAUGCAUGCAGAAAUAACAAAACAUGAUCAGUACGAGCAGUCCACCGAGCAAGUGAAACCUCUUACCGAAGAGGAAAAAAAACAACGUCUUGAGGCAAUUCAAGCUAAACUUAAGGAAGCUAGAGUCCAAAAGGAGUUAAAGGAAAAACAAGAAGCAAUUGAAAAAGAAAUAAAACGUCGACGUGAAGGACAGUCAAUGGCCGAUGCCGAAGAGGAACGCAAGCAACUUGAAAUCAGAAAAUGGGCUGAGCAGAAAAAACGUGAGAAGAUUGAGACAGAGCUAGCACGUCGUCGUAUUCUUGAGCAAAUCAAAAUGGAUCGUGAGGCCCGUCGAGCUGCUGAUAACCCAUCUAAGAUCUCCGCGACAACUCCUCCUAAAGAUCAGCCGCAAAGCCAGUCAUCAUCUCUAAAUCCUGUCACAUCUGCGACUCAUACUCGUUUGCAAAUACGUCUUCCUGAUGGUUCACUUAUUCGAGAAACUUUCGAGGUUCGCAUUAGGCUCAAUUUUGUAAAUUCAAUUCUAUUCAGUCCAGCAAAAGAGGCCCUUGCUGCAGUACGUUGUUGGGCUCAAAUGAAAGGCAUUAAGCAAGGUGUAUUCCGCGGCGAAAUUGAGCUAAUCUCGCCAUUUCCACGUAAAGUUUUCUCACAUGAUGAUUAUGCUAAACCACUGAGAGAACUUGGUUUGGUACCAUCUGCAAGUCUUAUCGCACAACCAGUUCAUUCAGCACAAGGUGAUGAGUACCAGUGA
Anisakis simplex (herring worm) is the source of this 801-nucleotide messenger RNA. Lineage: Eukaryota; Metazoa; Nematoda; Chromadorea; Rhabditida; Anisakidae. The record is from the annotation of a GenBank genome assembly.